Messenger RNA from Hyalella azteca, 1546 nucleotides. It is a transcript of the gene mRpS29, whose product is annotated as 28S ribosomal protein S29, mitochondrial. Bases 162 to 1454 code for a protein of 430 amino acids. Gene Ontology annotation, molecular function: structural constituent of ribosome. NCBI's taxonomy places the organism in Eukaryota, Metazoa, Arthropoda, Malacostraca, Amphipoda, Hyalellidae. Gene Ontology annotation, biological process: apoptotic process. The record is from RefSeq and is a predicted model, not a curated record. The transcript is spliced from 4 exons. Gene Ontology annotation, cellular component: mitochondrial small ribosomal subunit; mitochondrial ribosome.
UUUACGGGGCAAAAUUCUAGGAAAGUUUGACAGUUUUGAUUAUUUUCCGUAGGUGUGGUUGAGUUGGCGCCGUCUGACAAUGCAAACAAUAACAACCGGUCAACGCCUACCUCUUUGAAGUUCAUAGAUUAAUAAAAACGGAGAUAUAAAGAAAGUUCAAUAUGUUUAGGAAGCUUUUUAGCUUGUCAAGGGUUCAUCAUGGAAAGUGUUUGCGUCUGGUGCAGAACAUUUCUUCUAAUGUGACAUCAUCUAGAACUGGUUCUCCUGCAGCUGUUGAAGCCUCGCAGACGCUCACUGUUACUCCUCGUAAUGUGGGCGCACCACCCGUUGACAUGCCAUACAUGGAACCCUAUUUAACAGCAGAGGAUGACCCGCGCAAUCACACAGAAGAACAUCUGGGCUUAUGGUACAACAUAUCAAGGGAAGAAUUCAAGAGAAUUUUUCAUCCCUUCAGCCUAAACAUUGAAUACAAUCAGCUGUGUGAAACCUUCAAUGAGACAAGCUUCAUGAUCCGUCGCCCUGCUCUAUCCGUCAUGAAAUAUUUGAAGCAACUCAAUUUAAGCUCUAUGACGCCACCCCGCUUCAUGUUUUAUGGAGCCCAGGGCACCGGCAAAACUUGCUCUAUUGCUCACGUAGUUCACUUUCUUAGUCGGGAGAAUUUUGUUAUUCUUCAGGUACCUUGGGUUGACCGUUGGCUGAAACAAUUCCUCAAGAAACCUGCUGAAAUUCUGCCAUCUGCCAAAAAUCCUCAGGUGUGGGACCACACAACUGAUGCUUCUGACUGGCUGAAAUUUUUCUCUACUCAGAACAAUGAAAUGUUGAAGAAGUUGCAGCUCAAGUCAUUUGAUCAAUACCAGUUUUCAACCCGUGAAAACUUUCCAGCUGGCUCUGAUAUCACGAAAAUUGUUGAGUUGGGGAUCAGCAGACCCAGACUGGCAGCUCAGGUGGUGGUGGCAAUAACUUUGGAGAUGAAGAAGCAUGCCUCGCAAGGCAACUGUAAGGUUGCUGUUGUGUUGGAUGGCAUCAACUCUGCGUUUACUGAGGAAUCAAUCUACAAGAUUGAUCAUGUUGACUUCUAUACUAAGGAAACAUGGAAAUACAUUCCGGCGCAGUCCUUCACUCUAGUACAGGCCUUCACUAACAUGCUUGAAAAGGAUUGGACCAAUGGUGUCAUCAUCGGAAGCAUAGAUUACUGCUGCCGAAAAGAUAAAGAUAAAAGCACUUACAACCCUCGCUACAUCCUCGGUCAAGAGGGCUGGGAGGCCUUGGACCCCUUUGUGCCUGUGCCUGUACCAGAGUACUCGCCUGAGGAGUUCGAGAGCGCCUUCGCCUACCUCGCCAGCAAGCACUGGAUCCAGAAGCACGAGGCUCUCACACCUGACGGCCGCGCUCUCAUAGCCGCACUGUCCGAACGCAACCCUGACUAUCUCCUCAGAAUCUGUGCUCCUUUGUAACCGCGCAGCGCUUCAGUUCUCAUUUCCCCAACAUUGUUAUGGACAGUUGGUUUUGAACUAGAUCAUAAUAAAUAAUUUGUGACCCAAACUUU